This is a messenger RNA of Mangifera indica (mango), 817 nucleotides long. RefSeq lists its product as uncharacterized. The coding region runs from base 16 to 666 and encodes 216 amino acids. Lineage: Eukaryota; Viridiplantae; Streptophyta; Magnoliopsida; Sapindales; Anacardiaceae. The record is from RefSeq and is a predicted model, not a curated record. The transcript is spliced from 4 exons.
AGCCCAAAUAGCAGGAUGGCUCAAAUGCAUCCUAUCGAAUUCGGGUUGAUUAAUAUCAACCGUUUGUUUUUCCCUCUCAUUAUCUCCCUCUCCCUCGACAAAGAGAGAGGGCCAGCCAUGGUUUCCUCUACACUUUUGCCUCUCUCAUUCACCAACUUCACACUCAGCGCAAAACACAAUAAUCUUCGUAACAACAUCCCAUGUGGGUGCGAUAAAAAAUUUGUGAGUCGUUCAAGUUCUUCUUGUUCGUCUGCGUCUUCCUCACCAUUUAACGUACUACGCAACUCCAUUAUUCCUCUGGCUGCUUCAGCUGCCAUUCUUCUCUAUUCAAAUCCAGCUAAAGCUGGAUUUUUGUCUGGAUUCUCUGGAAUCGAGUCAGUUCCUGGCCCUGAAUUGCCUCAAUUUGACUUUCUUAAUCGCUUCAAUGAGGAAAACCAGAAGAAGUACGCAGAAAAUGAUGCAAGAUUCAAAGAAUCGCCCCUGCUCAAGAAACUGCUAGAGAAAUCCAAGUUGAAUAAGGCGAAGAACCGACUAGAAAUUGAAAACAAGUACUGCUUGCGAGGGGCAGAGUGGGGAGUUGGUGAUUGUUCGGCAGAGGGGAUGUCGGUGGAGGACAGAGAGAAGUUCAUUGAAAUGCUGAAGCAAAAGGCUGGAGUAAAUGAAUGAACCAUUUCUAGUACUGGGUUAGCAGUGUUGAUGAAACUUCCUCAUGAUACCACUUGCCAUGUAGUUUAUAAAUUAAAUAAGGUAGAAUGGUACUCAUUUUUUCUUAGUCACUUAUUUAACAUGAAUGAGAUGAUAAUGUUGUGUAGUUUCA